This is a messenger RNA of Coffea eugenioides, 2440 nucleotides long. Its product is annotated as probable LRR receptor-like serine/threonine-protein kinase At2g23950. The transcript has 11 exons. The coding region runs from base 286 to 2211 and encodes 641 amino acids. NCBI's taxonomy places the organism in Eukaryota, Viridiplantae, Streptophyta, Magnoliopsida, Gentianales, Rubiaceae. Gene Ontology annotation, molecular function: protein kinase activity; protein binding; ATP binding. Gene Ontology annotation, biological process: protein phosphorylation. The record is from RefSeq and is a predicted model, not a curated record.
ACCCACACCCCACACUAUACUCUCUGCAAGUGACUAGUACACACAUUAACACACACACACACGCUGACCGGUGUUGCGCUGCGGUGUGUUUUUGCCCACAGCAAAAGAAGGUAACUGAAAAAGUGUGACUUUAGGAAAGCCCAAAAAGCCUAGAGCGGAAACCGAAAGCAAGCAAGAAGAAAACAAACCAUUUUAUUCAUACUUUAUAGCAUUUGUGAAGCAGCAAGAGCCAAAAAACUCAAGGUUGUGUUCAGAAAAUGUAUUCUUGAUCACCUCUUCUAUGCAAUGGCCAUGUCUGUCAUCUUCAGCUACCGUUUCUUUCUUCUGGGCUUCUUCGUGUUUUCUCCUACACUUUGUUAUUCGUAUGAAGCUCGAAAUCCUGAAGUUGAAGCUUUGAUUAGUGUCAAGAAUGUUUUGAGCGACCCUCAUGGGGUUCUGAGCAACUGGGAUGAAGAUUCUGUAGACCCCUGUAGUUGGUCUAUGAUUACUUGUUCCUCUGAUAAUCUUGUUACUGGCAUAGGAGCCCCAAGUCAAGGUCUAUCUGGGACUUUAUCCGAGGUCAUUGCUAAUCUCACAAACCUUAAGCAAGUGUUGUUGCAGAAUAAUAACAUCUCAGGUCACAUUCCACUAGAAUUAGGCAAUCUUUCAAACCUUGAGACUUUGGAUCUCUCCAGUAACAAGUUGUCUGGUCCUUUGCCUGAUUCUUUGGGGUUCCUAACAAAGCUCCAGUACCUAAGGUUGAACAACAAUAGCUUGUCUGGUGCUAUUCCUCCGUCUUUAGCCAAAGUCCCUCAACUUGCUUUCUUGGACUUGUCUUACAACAAUCUGAGUGGACCUGUUCCCAGAUUUCCAACCAAAGCAUUCAACAUUGUGGGUAACCCCUUGAUAUGUGGAAGCCACUCAGGCAAGAGUUGUUCCGGAUAUUUUAAUAUGAGUUCUCUUUCAUUCUCCAUGGAUUCAUCCCCUGGAAAAUCCAAUUCCAAAAGAUUAGCUGUUGCACUUGGUGUUAGUCUGAGCUUUGUCUCCAUUUUCCUCCUAGCAAUUGUAGUUUUGAUCUGGACUAGAAGCAAAAAGAAUAAACAGUCCAUUCUCAACAUUAAUGAUGUGCAAGAGGAGGAUCUAUUAAGACUGGGCAAUCUCAGAAGCUUUACAUUCAAGGAGCUUCAACUUGCAACAGACAAUUUCAGUUCCAAGAACAUACUUGGUGCUGGGGGAUUUGGCAAUGUAUAUAGGGGGAAGUUAGGGGAUGGUACAAUGAUUGCAGUAAAGCGUUUAAAGGAUGUGACAGGAACUGCAGGGGAGUCACAGUUUCGUACUGAGUUGGAGCUUAUUAGCUUAGCAGUUCACAGGAAUUUGCUAAGGCUAAUUGGUUAUUGUGCUAUCCCAAAUGAAAGGCUUUUGGUGUAUCCAUUCAUGUCUAAUGGCAGUGUAGCAUCAAGACUAAAAGGAAAACCUGCUUUAGACUGGAACACUAGAAAGAGAAUUGCAAUUGGAGCUGCAAGAGGUCUCCUAUACCUGCACGAGCAAUGUGAUCCAAAAAUAAUUCACCGUGAUGUAAAGGCUGCUAAUGUUCUCCUAGAUGACUACUGUGAGGCUGUUGUUGGUGACUUUGGCCUAGCUAAGCUCCUUGACCAUGCCGAUUCUCAUGUGACAACAGCUGUUCGUGGCACUGUAGGGCACAUUGCGCCUGAAUACCUCUCGACUGGUCAAUCAUCCGAGAAAACUGACGUUUUUGGAUUUGGUAUUCUGCUGAUAGAGCUCAUAACUGGAAUGAAAGCCCUUGACUUCGGAAAAACUGUAAACCAGAAAGGAGCCAUGCUGGAAUGGGUUAAGAAAAUACAGCAGGAAAAGAAAAUUGAAGUUUUGGUGGAUAGAGAAUUGGGUAUCAACUAUGACCGGAUUGAGGCGGGUGAGAUGCUCCAAGUUGCUCUACUUUGCACUCAAUACCUCCCCGCCCACCGGCCUAAGAUGUCGGAUGUGGUUCGAAUGCUUGAAGGAGAGGGCCUAGCAGAAAAAUGGGCGGCCUCCCAUAAUUAUCCAAAUCAAGGCACAAACCUUCCCCCCCUCAUUCAUGGUUCCCAAAUUAGGUUGCACCAUGCCACUGUCCCUGGACAUGAUGACAAUGUCUAUGACCAGUCAGUCAUGUUUGAGAUGAUAACAAUGGAUGAAGACUAUGAUGCUUAUGCCAUGGAGCUCUCUGGUCCGAGAUAACUAGAGGACCUAAAUAUGCAUAGAUAUGUGAAUUUUUGUUUUCUUAUUCUUUACUAUAAAGAAGGUUACCUAAGCAUCGGAACAACCUAAAUUAGCUCUUACCUAUUUUUAUUUGUUUCUACUUUCCUCCAUGUUUAGAAGGCUGUUUUGUGUUUUACCAUGUAUGUAUAUAUCGUUUCACAGUCAGAGAUACUGAAUGCUCCAAUGAGUAAAUAAUAUUAUUGAUCUU